This is a messenger RNA of Cavia porcellus (domestic guinea pig), 1271 nucleotides long. RefSeq names its product zinc finger protein 83-like. Gene Ontology annotation, molecular function: RNA polymerase II cis-regulatory region sequence-specific DNA binding; DNA-binding transcription factor activity, RNA polymerase II-specific. Gene Ontology annotation, biological process: regulation of DNA-templated transcription. The record is from RefSeq and is a predicted model, not a curated record. Lineage: Eukaryota; Metazoa; Chordata; Mammalia; Rodentia; Caviidae.
AUGCAUCAAACAGUCUGUGCUAGAGAGGAGCAAUUUACAUGUGGUCUAUAGAAAGCCUUCAAUCAGAAAUCAAAUCUUGUAAGUCACCAGAGAACUCAUACAGGUGAGAAACAAUAUAAGUGUAAUGAAUGUGGAAAAGUUUGCAAUCAUAUUUCUCACCUUGCACAACAUCAGCAAAUUCAUAUUGGAGAAAAACCUUUCAAAUAUAAUACAUGUGGCAAAGUGUUCAGCCAUAAAUCAGACAUAGCAAAUCAUCAGAAAAUCCGCAUUGGAGAGAAACAACACAAAUGUAAUGUAUGUGGCAAAGUCUUCAAAAGGAUUGCAUACCUUGCAAAUCAUCAUAGAAUUCACACUGGAGAAAAACCAUAUAAAUGUCAUGAGUGUGGAAAAGUAUUCCAUCAAAUUUCACGCCUUGCCCGACAUGGAACAGUUCACACUAGAGAGAAACCUUUCAAAUGUAAUAAAUGUGGCAAGGUCUUUAGUAACAAUUCCUACCUUGCACAACAUUUGAUAAUUCAUACUGGAGAAAAACCUUAUAAAUGUAAUGAAUGUGGCAAGGUCUUCAACCAUAUUUCACACCUUGCACAGCAUCGUAGAAUUCAUACUGGGGAGAAACCUUACAAAUGUAGUGAAUGUGGCAAUGUUUUUAGUCAUAAGUCUUCCCUUCAUCAAAGACUCCAUACUGGAGAGAAACCUUACAAAUGUAAAGAAUGUGGUAAAGGGUUUAGCCAUAAGUCAUAUCUUGCAGAACAUUUGCUAUUUCACAGUGGAAAGAAACCUUUCAAAUGUAAUAAAUGUGACAAGGUGUUCAGUUGCAAUUCCCAUCUUGUAUGUCAUCGUAGAAUUCAUACUGGAGAGAAACCUUCCAAAUGUGAUGAAUGUGACAAGGCGUUCAAUCGCAAUUCCCAUCUCAUAUGUCACCAUAGAAUUUGUACUGGAGAGAAACCUUACAAAUGUGAUGAAAGUGGAAAGGUCUUCACUCAAAAUUCAUACCUUGCAUAUCAUCGUAGAGUUCAUACUGGAGAGAAACCUUACAAAUGUAAUGAAUAUGACAAAGUAUUCAGUCUGAACUCAUCUUUAACACAUCAUCAAAAAAUUCAUACUGAAGAGAAACCUUAAAAAUGCAAUGAAUGUGGCAAAGUAUUCAGUCUAAACUCAUCUCUAGCACAUCAUUGGAAAAUUCAUACUUGACCAAAUCCUUUGAAAUGUAAUGAAUGCGCCCAAAUCUUUAGUCAAAUUUGACAGCUUGUGUACCACAGCACUCACUGGGA